UCCCGAUUCGAUCCUCUUCCGGAUGCGCGACGUGAAGAACCUGACCGACUUCGUGAGCCAGUUCCUCGAGGGCUACCCCGACCCCGCUGUGCACGGGUUUGACGAAGCACCAUCAAUCUUGGGUAAGAAUCUCUCACUCCUCUGUUCCUCGGCUUCGGUGCCCAACCCCGAGCCUGGCACGUGUUUGCCGAGCAAGCAGCUAGUCGAGUUCCCCAAGCCCAGUGACCCGUCCAUCAUCCUGUGGCCGCCGUGCACGAGGGUGCCGCGAUGCGGUGGCUGCUGCCCGAGCACCAUCCUCAAGUGCGCGCCCACCAAGACCAGCAACGUCACCUUCAAGGUGAUCAAGGCCCAGUACCCGGAGCCCGGCGCGAGCAAGUUCAACUUCGUGGGCCACGAGAUCGUGACGCUGGAGAAGCACGACAAGUGCAGCUGCGAGUGCAAGGAGCGUCCCACGGACUGCAACGCGCUGCAGCAGUACAGCGAGUGCCGCUGCGUCUGCCGCAACAACAACGAGAUGCUGGCCUGCAACGGGCCGGGCAUGAUUUGGGAUCCGCGCGACUGCCGCUGCAAGUGCCGCGACUACGCCGAGUGCUCCACGGGAUUCUACUACAACACGCGCAGCUGCAGGUGAG
Molecule: messenger RNA, 632 nt
Organism: Rhipicephalus sanguineus (brown dog tick)
Lineage: Eukaryota; Metazoa; Arthropoda; Arachnida; Ixodida; Ixodidae
Product: vascular endothelial growth factor A
Exons: 4
Coding region: 23-631 (202 amino acids)
Biological process (GO): positive regulation of cell population proliferation; positive regulation of protein autophosphorylation
Cellular component (GO): membrane
Molecular function (GO): growth factor receptor binding; growth factor activity
Source: RefSeq, a predicted model, not a curated record